CGACCUCCAGCUGGCGGACUUCUGGGAUGAUGACGACUUCCACCGCAGCGACAGACUGGGCCGCUACAGACAGCUGCGAUCGCGGAACCUGUGGAGUGACAACCAGGCCGUUACAGUCACUUCGGAUAAUAGUAGUUAUAAGAUCGUGUUGGACAUGCAUGACUUUUGGAUGGAGAUGUGAAGGUGAAGCUGAUGGGCGAGAAGGAGCUGCUGGUGGAGGCCCUUUCGGCCGGGUCCUCGCGCACCUUCAGACGCAGCUUUUCCUUGCCUGAGUCCACUGACAUGACAUCCAUCACGCCUGUCAUGUCGUCAGAUGGCAUCCUCACAAUCACUGUGACCAAGAAGGAGACUGAAACACAACAGAAGACGACUGUCAUCCCCAUUAGCGUCAAGGAAACGCACAAUGCAGAAGUUCACAGCUCAACUUCCUCGACGACCUCGGGAGUUUCUGAGGAAGCGUCGUCUGGCCAGAGAACGUCCCACACAGCCCAACAGGAGGAACGCAAAUCCACACGAUGCCAUCAGGAGAAGAUCGACGAGAACAAGACCCAAACUGCAGCUUCCAGUAUCUCAAGCAACACCCAACAAUCAUCACAGAAGCAGUCGUCUGUGAUCUCAGAUUUUGCUUCCACAAGAAUUUCCGACUCGCUGGAAGCAAAGGAAACUCUUGGCAGUUCGCAAGACGAUUCCUUGGCCAUCGCGAGGAGAGGAAGCUUCUUGCAAGACUCGUUCUUCUCCGACAUUCGCCGAGACUUCGACGCCUCCGUCAGGGAAAUCUUGAAGAAAUGCGACGACUCCGACCUCACGCUGACAGGCGAUGUCAGUCACAGUGACAUCCUGAGCCGCUACAGGCAGCUUCGAUCUCGAAACAUGAGGGAAGAGAACCAGGCCUUCUGCGUCUCGUCAGACAGUGCCAGCCUCAAGAUCGUGCUGGACGUGCAUGACUUCAUGCGCGGAGACGUCAAGGUGAAAGUCGUCGACGAGGAGCUGGUGGUGGAAGGGCGCGCGGAGGAGGAAGGAGGGUCGUCCGUCUCGACACGGUCCUUCAGCGCCGCUUUGCCCUGCCUCACAGCACUGACAUGACACGCAUCACUUCUGUCAUGUCUUCGGAUGGCAUCCUCACAAUAACUGCUCUCAAAACGGCAGGAGAACCACAGCAAAACUCACUCGUUAACUUCUCCGCGACCGAGAAAGGAAGGAAUC
Molecule: messenger RNA, 1203 nt
Organism: Penaeus vannamei (Pacific white shrimp)
Lineage: Eukaryota; Metazoa; Arthropoda; Malacostraca; Decapoda; Penaeidae
Source: RefSeq, a predicted model, not a curated record